UUUCACAAAAACAACUUGAAAAGUUCUGAUAUUAAAGAAUUGUGGCUUUUAAUUACACAUUGAAUAAACAUCCUGAAUUAUAAAUACAUUUGUCAUCUAUUUUAAGGGUACUUUUACACAUUCGUUUUCAAUCUGGUAGUGAGACGAAAAUGGUAUGUACUCAACAAUUGUGGAUCAUCACAAAUGUUCAAUUUACCGACGUCAUCACAUGCAAUAUUCGUUGUAAACAAGCUUAUUGUGUCACCCGACAGAGAGAAAGAAAGAAAGAGUAAGAAAGGAUACUAUAUCAUAUAUGUAUAUAUUAUGAGAGAGAAAGAAAAAAAUAGACAGAGAGAGAGAGAGAGAGAGUACACGUAACAAACUUCAUUCCAAUUAUGGUAAAAUAUGAUAAUAACUUGAUAAAAUUUGAUUUACCAUAAAGAAGAAGUAAUAAAGUAUUCUCUUUCUUAUAUUAUUGCGUUACAACAAAUAUUUCUAUUUAAAUAAUAAGAGAACACAAACUCAAUACUAUUUCGUGCUUUCAUGAAAAAAAAUGUUCAGUAUUGGUAAAGCCUCCUGUACAUAGGUCCGCCAUUGAUAAAAAGAAAGUUCAUGAAUAGUAAGCAUCCAUUACACAUCUUUUCGACGAACAUUCUGAAUCAUUCCUCUCAUAUACUUCUUCAUUUUGCAAAAACACGCGAAAGAGAUAACGCUAUUUUUUGAAUCGGCUUUUAUUAUUAAAUGUAGGUCGUGUUCCUUUAUCACACGUUGUCCGUGCUGAAAAAGUAGAUGAAAAACAAAAAAAAGAGGACAGAAAAUACAUCGAGGUAUAUUCUCUGUAGUUUUCCCUAUCAUUAAAACAUACAUUCGCGAAGUAAAUGAAACACAGAAGAAAUAUUAACUAUCUUUAUACGAAAAAAAGAAUUGGAAAAUUCACCGAACCGUUCUGUUCGAUUUUCGUGUAAAUUUUCAUAUAAAAGAAUAUUCGUUUGAAACACGAGUUUACUUCUGUACGAGUGUCCUUUUUUCCUUCCGGACAAAUAUCGUUCGAACAUGGAUUACGAACACCAAAUCGAAAUAAAUCUUAUUACCACGUCUCUAUCGGUCUUCCAGUAUCCACAUUCUGGAAAGUGGAAUGCUUUUCUUUUCUUUUUAUUCCUUCCCAUCUAUGAUCACCGAUCUUAGCAGGUACGCAUAUGAUCUUGAGGCUUUUUAUAAACGGAGGCAUCUUGGAAGGGUUUCAAUUAAUCAAAAUGAAAACCUAAUGAAUGAUCUACGAUGAAAGGUGAAGAGAAUGAAAAAAAAUUAAUCUUUGGGUAUAAUUUCAUCAGUUUGCUAUCUUUGAUAAGUGUCUGCGUGUCUAACGAGAAAUCCAAAGAUUUUUUACUUGCGUGUUAUACAAACAUCAAGCGAUCUUAAUGCAAACAUUAAUUAAAUCGAUUCGAGCCUCUCUGUUCUAUUGCAAGGUAACGCUGUUUCAACCGAAAUGUUCGAACUAAUCAGACUCGAUCGACGAAAUAGUACCAAAUUACUCAAUAAAAGAUCAAGAAGCUAAGGUUUUCAACGCAUCCACAUAAAGAACCACAAUAGCUUUUUCUUCACAAAAAAAAAACAUGUCGAUUUCGAGAAUUAACAUUUGUUGGAAUGGAAAACUUUGAAACUCUAAUGGGACGAAUUAUAAAGACUCCACGAAUGAUAAAAAGAGAUCGAAAUUUUCUUCCAUUUAACAGUCAUGGAUUUGCUAUCAUCAUAGCAAAACAUAUGAUAACGAUACGAACAUAUUCUUCUUUGGAGAAUAAAAAGUAAAGAGAUUUGAAAAAAAAGAAUGAAUAAUAAAAAGGUAUUAUAAAUUAAAGUUACACAUCGUGAAAGAGCUCCGAACGAUAGUCAGUUGACAGCCUCACGAGAAUAAUUUUGAUUCUACUUCUUUUUUUAUCUCGUCAGACAACGGUCACAUGAGUAAUAUGAAUCACAUGAGUCCAUUUGAUAAUGAUUAUGUAGAUACUUGUUUGCACAAGCUGACAAGUUGGCGGGAUCGUGAACAGGUCAAUCGUUAUGAUUAGUUCUCUUACAUGGUCGUCGCAAGUUUCUGCGAGUUAUACAUCGAUGUGCCUGAUAAACGAUGCAGGAGAUAAGAAAGUGGAGAGAGAGAGAAAGAAGAGGGGGCAAUAUAGUAGAUACAUUUUUUCAGAUUUCUUUCCGCACACUCCCACUUCUUUUUUAUAACCAAUCAGCCUAUCCUUCUCUUUCCUUCUCUAUCUGAAUCGUGUUUGACACCCUUCUUCCCUCUCUUUUCCUUUCUUUCUUUUACUCCAUCUCUUAUGCUCUUUGUCCAGGUCGUUAGCAUAAUAACGUCAAGUGUUUUACCUCGAUAGUAGUCAGUACGUGCAGUUGUUCUGUUCGCAUCACAUCGAUCACAUUGAGUCACGCUCAUUUCGCCAAAUUACAUAAUCCACAAUACUCAAUACUUCCUACGUUCGAGAUACACACGAGUAGGUAUAUAUAUAUGAAUCUAUAUAUAUAUCCAAUAUAUAUAUAUAUGUAGAUUCAUCUCACACGUUUGCACAUUGCCGAAGAGAACAGAUAUUAAGAACAAGAAGUGGAAGAAGAAGGAAAAAAGAAAAAAAAAGAAGACCUAGCCACGUGACUUUUUCGUUCACAGACAAUCUCACGAGUGAUCUUGAGAGAUAGACUACUAAGCGGCUCUUCGAAGGUACUUCUUUGCACUCGAGACUCGAGUACUCUCGAUCCGGAUAGUUAAAAUCGACCUCGUGGUAUUCUCUACGAAGACAACAAGUUCGUGAGUGAAACGGACGUCACCACGAUAUUUCAAGAUGACUAUCGAAGCGUCUUCGAUGAUAGUCGAUUAUCUGAUCUUUAUUGCUUUUAUCGUUAUAUCCUUCGUCCUGCCAUUGUGGGGAAAAUUUCGACGAAAAACGAAAGAGACCAAGGCAGAUUAUGUCUUCGCUACUGGACACAUUUCCAUGGGUGCAAUGAUGUUAUCCAUUGCUAGAGGUACAUUAGGUGUUAGGAGUUUCCUCGGUUAUCCUUCCGAACUUUACUAUAGAGGCAACGCCAUGUGGGAGACACUAUAUGGCAUGCUCUUGGCAUACCCCAUCGUUUGCUACAUCUUCGUGCCGAUUUACUACGAUCUUGGGAUCACUUCAGUUUAUCAAUACUUGGACAUGAGAUUCAAAUCGAAGCUGGUAAGAUGCAUUGCAAGCUUUUCUUAUGUGAUACGAAGUUUGUUGAAUUUAGCAGUCACAGUUUUCACACCGUGCGUUGCUUUAAAAGCUGUUAUCGGUUUACCUUACUGGGCCAGCAUAAUCGGUAUCGUCACGAUAUCGGUAAUUUUUACGUUAAUGGGAGGUUUAAAGGCUGCCAUUUUAUCAGACGUUAUACAGGGACUCAUGAUGAUAGGAAUAUCGAUAGUUUUAAUCGUCCAAGGUACCAUAGAAGUACCAGGUGGAGUUAAGCAAGUCCUCAAUGUCACUAUCGAACGUGGUCGUUGGGAAUUCUACAACUUCGACAUGGAUCCUACGCUACGUGUAACGACAAUAUCAGCAGUGCUCGGUCAGCUUUUCAUGAGUCUAUCUAUUUUCGGAUGUCAACAGAAUUUCGUUCAGAGGUACUGCAGUAUGAAAAGCAAGAGAGAAGUUGUGAAGACUAUGAUGGCAAACGUACCGACCAUUGCUGUUCUCUUCUCGCUUUCCUGGGUGGUGGGAAUGGUGAUCUUUGCCAACUACGCCGACUGCGAUCCUUUCAGUUUAGGUUAUAUCUCUAAGUUUGAUGAGAUUGUGCCGUUCUUCAUACAAGACAAAUUCCUUAACAUGCCAGGUCUAUUAGGUUUGGUAAUGGCGACUCUCUUCAACAGUGCUCUAACAAUAGCUGUCUCAAACUUGAAUUCUCUGGCAACGGUAACGUUCGAGGACUUUCUAAGUCAAAUUCCAGCACUGAGUAAUCUCAAAGAUACAAUGCAGCUACGAAUGAUCAAGAUAAUGUCCGUCUUCUAUGGAGUACUAAUAAUCGGUAUCAGUUUCGUCGUAGCUAUGCUAUCCGGAGUGAUAGAAUCGUCGAUGCUAAUGACAUCGGCUACUUCCGGCCCUCUAUUAGGCGUUUUCAUUCUUGCAAUGCUCAUACCGUGUGCUAAUUGGAAAGGUGCAGCCGCAGGAAUGAUCUUCAGUCACUGUACAACACUUUGGUUGACCUUUGGACAUCUCACUGUGGAAACGAAAGAUGAUAUAUUAUCCUUGUCAACGGAAGGCUGCCAGAAUGAUACCUUCUCAUCUUGGAUAACGAAACCAAGCAAUAUGUUAAAUUCCGUAUCAAACGUAUCAGCAAUUGUCAACAAUCAUAAUAUCGAACCAUUGAGUCUGUUAAACAAAGAAACCUCCGAGAAUCCACUGAUCUUUAUUUAUGGGAUUACUUAUAUGUAUUACGCUCUGAUUGGCAGCGUAUCAACGGUUCUAAUCGGAAUAAUAGUUAGUCUAUUCACGGCUAAUCCCAAAGAAGACACUUACGAACUACACUUGCUCCAUCCUAUAGCGUACAAAUUGUCGAAGUUCUUCCCGGGUAAAGAGAGACGCUAUGCGAGUAGUACACGUCUCGACAAUGGAAGCAAUGUAAUGAAUGCUACUUCUUCCUGCUCUAUUACAUCGAUUUCAACUGGAAACGAGAAGACAACUACAGUUCAUGGAAUGCUAGAUAAUGACGGAAAACUUCACUUUGAACACGAUUAUAUCCAAAAACUAAGCGCUCUGAAGGGUGUAAACUCGUUGGAGGUUACGAAUGAAAUUUUCAAGGGAACGAGACUAUGAGAAUGCUCAUUAAUAACUAGUCCAAAAUUCAUUUCGUUGAUCACACUCGGUGUCAUGAUAUUGUGGACGUGCAAGCUUACUGCCAGACUGUGAAAUUAAGUUGAGUAUUGAACGAUAAUAUAAUACCGAUUGAAAUAUUCGAACUCGACCGACACUUAGAUUCGACGUGCCAUAAUAGAAUAGACACGCCGUUCUCAAAUUCCAAAAAAUGAUCGACUGUCAGAACGUAUGCGAUCAAAGACGGAUUAUUUAACGGAUGUAAAAUAAUUUCCUUUACGAUACCAAACACAGCCGAAUCUUGAUUGAAGGCACAAAAAGCGUUCUAGCUUCGGCGAAAGACUGACGAUCCGGUCGUUGACCGGUGAUAUUCACUUUUCUGCCAUUUUUUUCUUCUUAUUGUUCUUUAUCACGAUAUAUGAGAGAUCCAAACUUUAGAAAGAUUUGCGAUUACAUUUUCGAGAUGAAAAAAUAUUCAUCGACUCGAACGAAUUUCACAUCUAGAUACUUUUUUGGUAUUAUAGAUAUUUGAUCAUUUAAUAUUAUUUAAAAUGAGAGAAAAGAAGUAUUGCGAAUUCGAACUUGAAUUUAAAUAAAUUUAUCAUAAUAAUGAAUUACAAAUGAUGAAAGCGUACGUAUAUUUGAUACGCAAAUUUUAGUUUGCGCUUUUUAAUUUGAUUUUAUUUCUCCUUUUUUGUUUUGUAAAUAUCGCAGUGUGCGCCAUGAUUGAACAAUGAAUGAAAUAAAUUCUAUAAUGCCAUAAAUGUCUAUGAUUUGACAUCAAUGAGCAUAUUUAGCUUUAACACUAAUUCUACUAUUUUACAAUAGUUCGAAUAUAUAUAUAUAUAUAUAUAUAUAUAUAUAUAUAUAUAUAGCGUAGAAAAUUUGUUAAUGUUGGAUGAGAUAAUGGAUUUUUACUAAAUACGUAUAAAUGUAGAUUUUGUACCAAAUUAGCGUUUAUUAUUCUUAAAUAUAAUCUUCACAAUUGAA
Molecule: messenger RNA, 5783 nt
Organism: Vespa crabro (European hornet)
Lineage: Eukaryota; Metazoa; Arthropoda; Insecta; Hymenoptera; Vespidae
Product: sodium-coupled monocarboxylate transporter 1
Exons: 5
Coding region: 2814-4796 (660 amino acids)
Biological process (GO): sodium ion transport; transmembrane transport
Cellular component (GO): membrane
Molecular function (GO): symporter activity
Source: RefSeq, a predicted model, not a curated record